This is a messenger RNA of Arachis stenosperma, 609 nucleotides long. RefSeq lists its product as uncharacterized. Lineage: Eukaryota; Viridiplantae; Streptophyta; Magnoliopsida; Fabales; Fabaceae. The coding region runs from base 189 to 542 and encodes 117 amino acids. The transcript is spliced from 2 exons. The record is from RefSeq and is a predicted model, not a curated record.
AACUGCACCUAACCCUCAACCACGAGUACCUCCGCAACUCCAUUGUCGCCGUCCACUUCAUCCUCCAGCACUCCCUUGCUCUGAGAACAUCUUCUUCCAUUUUCUUGUCUCUGACUCCAAUCUCAAUUCCCUCGUUCAAUCCACCUUUUCACAGUUAACAGGAUAAUUUUCUAUGUUCUGUUUUUGAGAUGGGGUACAAUUUUGUAUUCACAGAUGCCGAUAUCAUGUGGUUUAGGGACCCAUUUCCUCGUUUUCACCAUGAUGCAGAUUUUCAGAUAGCAUGCGAUCAUUUCAUGGGUAGCUCAUAUGAUUUAGAGAAUAGACCCAAUGGAGGGUUUAACUUUGUAAAGUCCAAUAAUAAAUCAAUAGAGUUUUACAAAUUUUGGUACUCUUUGCAAGAAGUCUAUCCGGGAUACCAUGAUCAGGAUGUGCUCAAUUUCAUCAAGGUAGACCCUUUCAUUAUUGAUAUAGGAGUGGAAAUGAGGUUCUUGGAUACAAUAAAUUUUGGUGGCCUUUGUGAACCAAGCAAAGAUUUAAAUUAAGUUUGUACAAUGCAUGCAAAUUGUUGUUAUGGCAUGGAUAGUAAGUUUCACGAUUUUUGAAUUACUA